GGUCAUGGCACUCUAUGCCAUGCCUUCAAGCACUGAAGUCAACGUGUCCAGUACUAGCAAUGUGCUGCGAGCAGCCGGAUUUUUACCCUAAUUGCGACCUCGGUGAACCAAAAAAAAAAAGAAGGCACUUCCCAUUAGAAGGACAACAAGGCUCCAGACAUUCACUUCUCUUUCAGUUUGUAAUCAAUUUCCUCUAAAGGCUUUCUUAAUCGGAUCACGGUGACACUAGCUCCUAACUUGCAGGGCAGCCUCCACGACGACAUCGGCUCGACAAUGACUUGGCGUACGCUGACCGUGGCGGCAGCGAUAUCUGCACUCUGGCUAACGACGGCGGCAGUCAGCGCCAGUCUGGCGUCCGCCCUCGAGGGUCCAGGAGGAGGUGUUGCCAGCUGCCGGCUCCAGGAGACGAGCAUCCGCAUCACGCGCGACCACAGCGACGACCAAGGAAGCCCCGUGCGCACCUGUGAGGGCACUGUACUCGUCAGUCGCUGCGAGGGCACCUGCGUGUCCCAGGUCCAGCCGUCAAUCUCGCUGCCACACGGAUUUCUCAAGGCAUCAUCGCCGCACUUGGGAACAUCGGAGUGCAACUGCUGCCGCGAGACCUACAUGAACCGGCGUGAGAUACAGCUGCAAGACUGCUUCGACCCCAACGGUCAAAAACUGUACGGUGCUGACGGAAGCAUGACCAUAUUCCUCGAAGAGCCCCAGGACUGCUCCUGUCACAAGUGCGGAGGCUGAUGUGGAAGUGCCUCGGUUCCAACAAGCGCCCCGGUGGAAUACUGCAUAACUCAUAACAUUGCUUAGCGCAGUUCCUUCUAGCGCAUGCUUGCUAUCUAUCUGUGCCACGAGCCAAGAAAUGGGCGUAAACAAAAGUGGAGAUAAAUGUUGUCAGAUUCCGUUGCUCUAUGGGCGUCGUUUCCGAAAAACGUGUGUCGGGCGCGGUACAUGAACGCUUCUUUUAAUUUUCAUAUCUUUCAGUCAUUAAUCUGCACGA
Molecule: messenger RNA, 994 nt
Organism: Dermacentor albipictus
Lineage: Eukaryota; Metazoa; Arthropoda; Arachnida; Ixodida; Ixodidae
Gene: Pburs
Product: Partner of Bursicon
Biological process (GO): G protein-coupled receptor signaling pathway
Cellular component (GO): bursicon neuropeptide hormone complex; extracellular region
Molecular function (GO): neuropeptide hormone activity; G protein-coupled receptor binding
Source: RefSeq, a predicted model, not a curated record